AUGAUGGAGCAGGAGGAAUCUGAGUCUGCAGUAGUUGAAGAAGAAACCACAUCCCGCCGUUCUAGAAGGCAUGCAGAUGAGGAUGAAGCACCUGCAGAGGAAUCGAGACGUUCUCGUAGACGGCGUGGAUAUGAUGAUGAUGAAGAGGCACCUGCUGAGGACACAAGUCAAGAGGUUUUUGUUAAAGAUAUAAAGUUUUACUGUUUUGUUUUGUCUUGUGCAUUUUCUUAUUUUUGUUUCUCUCUUUGUUUCUCUCUUUGUUUCUUGUUUAUACUUCCUCUUCUUUCUUAUUUUUCUUUCUUAUUUUUCUUUCUUAUUUUUCUUUCUUAUUUUUCUUUCUUAUUUUUCUUUCUUAUUUUCUUUCUUAUUUUUUUCUUUUCUUAUUUUUUUUCUUUUUUCUUUCUUAUUUUCUUUUAUUUUCUUUUUCUUAUUUUUUUUCUUAUUUUUCUUUUUUUUCUUUCUUAUUUUUCUUUCUUAUUUUUUCUUUCUUUUUUCUUAUUUUUUUUUCUUAUUUUUUUUCUUAUUUUUCUUUCUUAUUUUUUUCUUUUUCUUAUUUUUUUUUCUUAUUUUUUUUUCUUAUUUUUCUUUCUUUUUUUUUUUCUUAUUUUUUUCUUUCUUAUUUUUCUUUCUUAUUUUUUUCUUUUUUCUUUCUUAUUUUCUUUCUUAUUUUUUCUUUCUUUUUUUCUUUCUUAUUUUUCUUUCUUAUUUUUCUUUCUUAUUUUUCUUUCUUAUUUUUCUUUCUUAUUUUUCUUUCUUAUUUUUCUUUCUUAUUUUUCUUUCUUAUUUUUCUUUCUUAUUUUUCUUUCUUAUUUUUCUUUCUUAUUUUUCUUUCUUAUUUUUCUUUCUUAUUUUUCUUUCUUAUUUUUCUUUCUACAAUAA
This is a messenger RNA of Acanthosepion pharaonis, 879 nucleotides long. The record is from the annotation of a GenBank genome assembly. Lineage: Eukaryota; Metazoa; Mollusca; Cephalopoda; Sepiida; Sepiidae.